AUGAUCAGCCCAGGGCAUCCGAGAAUCCUCGUAUCCCUUCUAUUCUUUGGAAUUUUCACGCGGAUUCGAGCCGAAUUUACUAAUCUGGCAGAUGUUCCAUGCGGUACAAGCGGCAUACGACAGGCGAGAAUUGUCGGAGGUCAGGACGCAGCACCACGUGAGCUGCCAUGGCUCGUAAGCAUAACAAGAAAGGGUGGCCACUUUUGUGGGGGUGUCAUCUUGAAUUCCAGAUUUAUAAUGAGCGCCGCGCAUUGUUUUUGCUCCGGCACGAAUCAAAUUCCGGUGGGACAACUGCGCGUCACGUUAGGCGAGCACAAUUUAAGAGCUCCAGAAAUGCCACCCGCAAUACACGAGAGCGUCAUAAACGUGCUGUUACAUCCUAGUCACAAAUGCGGCAAGUAUGUGGACGAUAUUGCCCUCCUGGAACUUGCAAGACCGAUCAGCUGGUCGGAGAGCGUGAAACCCGCAUGUUUACCUGUGGCCACAGGAACACCAGGAUAUAGUGCUUUCGAUGGUAUGGAGGCCAUGGUUGCAGGUUGGGGUUGGCUCGGAGAAGAUAGAAGUAGAUACAAGAGGGCAGACGUGUUGCAGAAAGUGGAGGUUCGCGUGGUAGCAAACACUGUGUGCAGAGAAUGGUAUGCUAGUCAGGGCAAGUCGAUCCGCGUGGAAUCAAAGCAGAUGUGCGCAGGUUGGGAAGAGGGCGGAAGAGAUUCCUGCUGGGCUGACAGCGGCGGGCCCUUAAUGGUUGGAAAUCAUCCUGUCGAGCCUUUGAUGGUGAUCGGAGUAGUCUCGACUGGCAUAGGUUGCAGCAGAACACGACUGCCGGGUAUCUACACUAGAAUUUCGGACUAUGUGCCGUGGAUUGCACAAGAGACACAAACCGGAUGAUCAAAGAAAGUACGAAUACGAGCUUUAUAUUGAUACUUAAUUCUUUGUCUAGAACGAAUUCGAUUCCUAUCAAUGAUUGAAAUAAUUACCUCAAGUUAGUAACUCU
Nylanderia fulva is the source of this 994-nucleotide messenger RNA. Its product is annotated as trypsin. NCBI's taxonomy places the organism in Eukaryota, Metazoa, Arthropoda, Insecta, Hymenoptera, Formicidae. Gene Ontology annotation, biological process: proteolysis. The record is from RefSeq and is a predicted model, not a curated record. Gene Ontology annotation, molecular function: serine-type endopeptidase activity.